AUGAACGGGGAAGCAGAGAUAGCAGAUGAGAAAGACUGGAAGGAACUUGAACCCAACUACACUGUCAAAGUCUUCUUGACAGUGCUUUACAGCUUCAUCCUGGUGACCGGUAUUGUGGGUAAUGCAGUCACUAUCAGAGUGACGCAGGUGCUGCUGUGUAAUGGCUACCUGCAGAAGAAUGUGACGGACCACAUGGUGAGCCUGGCGUGCUCGGACCUCCUGGUGCUCCUCAUUGGCAUGCCGGUGGAACUCUACAGUGCCAUCUGGUUCCCCUUCACAUCCGCAUCUGGUGAUGUUUCCUGUAAGAUCUACAACUUCCUCUUUGAAGCGUGCAGUUACGCCACCAUCCUCAAUGUGGCGACCCUUAGUUUCGAGCGCUAUGUGGCCAUCUGCCACCCGUUCCGUUUCAAAGCCUUGACCGGAAGGCGGACCACCGGCCUCAUCACCUUUGCCUGGCUGACCUCUGUGGUCGUGGCCUUACCGUUGCUGGUUGCCACAGGAACAGAGGGCCAUGUGCCUGCUCGAGCAAGCGGUCCCGUGCAGAAUCUGACUUUCUGCACAAACCUGAGGGAGCGGUGGGUGAUGUACCAGGCCAGCAUCUUUGUGGCAUUCAUCGUCUACAUGGUGGUGCUGGUCUGUGUGGCCUUCAUGUGCCGAGCUAUGAUCUUGGUUCUGCGGAAACCCAUGGGACCCUCAGCUGGAGGAACACAAGGACCACCAAAACAUGAAAGUUCAAGGGUCAAGACAGCCAGGAAGCAGACCAUCCUUUUUCUUGGUCUCAUCGUCGGGGCCCUUAUGGUCUGCUGGCUGCCCAACCAGGUUCGACGCCUGAUGACGGCCGCCGUGCCCAAGUCCGACUGGACCAUGUCCUACUUCCGGAGCUACGUAACUCUUCACCCUGUGGCCGACACCUUCUUCUACCUCAGCUCCGUCCUCAACCCGUUCCUUUACAACCUCUCCUCCAGGCAGUUUCGGCAGGUCUUUGUCCAGGUGCUGCAGUGCCGUCUCACCAUUCAACACGUCAACAAGCGCACCCUGCAGAGCUCCCAGGCUGCCUCUGCCCGCUCCCUCCAACCCCUGCUGUUGAAGUCGCUGCGUCGCAGCCGGGGGAACCCCUCCACCCAAGGAAAAGCCAAAAACCCUCCCACAUUUACAACCUUUCAGAGCAAAAGUGACUCCGGUGUGCAUUCAAACACUCAGGAGUCCCUCAGCCCCACUGAAGCAUCAGAUUCCAUCCCCAAAACAAAGACAAAUGCACCCUCGGAGACUGAAGUAUAA
This is a messenger RNA of Myripristis murdjan (pinecone soldierfish), 1278 nucleotides long. RefSeq names its product G protein-coupled receptor 39 (gene gpr39). The record is from RefSeq and is a predicted model, not a curated record. Gene Ontology annotation, molecular function: G protein-coupled receptor activity. The transcript has 2 exons. Lineage: Eukaryota; Metazoa; Chordata; Actinopteri; Holocentriformes; Holocentridae. Gene Ontology annotation, biological process: G protein-coupled receptor signaling pathway. Bases 1 to 1278 code for a protein of 425 amino acids. Gene Ontology annotation, cellular component: membrane.